Molecule: messenger RNA, 876 nt
Organism: Fonsecaea erecta
Lineage: Eukaryota; Fungi; Ascomycota; Eurotiomycetes; Chaetothyriales; Herpotrichiellaceae
Exons: 1
Coding region: 1-876 (291 amino acids)
Molecular function (GO): hydrolase activity
Source: RefSeq, a predicted model, not a curated record
AUGUCCUGUCCCGACUGCUUCCGCGGCGCCAUCCACGGCCACGCCGAGCCCACGGGCAAGAUGGAGACCGUCCACGGCAUCCAGACCUACGUCGCCGGCGGCAGCGACCCGGCGCGGUCCAAAUCCACCAUCGUCUACCUGCCCGACGCCUUCUCGCUGAAGCUGGUCAACAACAAGAUCCUGGCCGACAAGUACGCCUCGGCGACCGGCUGCCGCGUGCUGAUCCCGGACGUCGUCUACUCGGGCGGCAUGCCCGUGUCGGUGCUGGAGAAGAUGGAGUCCCUGAUGGGCAGCUCGCUGAGCGUCAUCAACUUCCUACCCAAGGCCUACACGGUUCUGACUCUCCUCCCGCACGCUGUCCCCUUCAUGAUCUGGGGCCAUCCGAAGAACCCAUACCCGACCAUCCUGAAGUUCGCCCGCGACGUGCGCGCCGAGCUGCCGGCGGGUGGCAAGCUCGGCGUCGCAGGCUUCUGCUGGGGCGCGUGGCCGGCCACGAAGCUGUGCACGGAAUCCGCCGUCAAGGGGGAAACGGGCCAGCGUCUGAUCGACGCCCAGUUCAACGGCCACCCGUCGUACAUCAUCAAGGAGCCGCACAUGGUGGUCGACGCGGUCAAGGCGUUCAAGACGGCCUACGCGUGCGCCGUCGCCGAGAAGGACUUUCAGUUCAACGCCGACGUCGCGGCCAAGACCGAGGCCCAGCUGCGCGACGCCGUCGGCGGGAGCAAGGGCGACGGCGAGGGCGGCUACAACUACGAGUUUCGGAUUUACAAGGGCGCCACCCACGGCUUCUGCGUCAAGGCCCGCGAGCAAGACAUGCAGCACUACCACGACGCCGCGAAGCAGGCUACCGAUUGGUUCAACAAGUAUCUGAACUGA